CUUUCUUUACUUUUACAAGCUACUCCAACUUCCUUUUUUAAAACCUAUAUACAAGCUAUACAAGCAUUCAGUAGUUUGUUGGGAAUACGAAAUAACGAAAAAAGCAUAAAAGAAUCACAAAUAUAAAAAGAUGACAUCAUACGCAACACGAACACAAAGCUCUUCAGAACAGAAUGACUUGAAAAAACUGAAAUCUAAAUAUUCUUCCAAGUUGAAUACACUCAAAGAAUUAUUUGCAGAUUGGUCAGACGAAGAUCUUUUAUUUGCACUUGACGAAGCAGAUGGGGUAUUGGAAGUAGCGGUAGAUCGUAUUAGUGAAGGCCAUGCAACUCAAUGGGGAGAAGUGAAGACCAAAAAAUCAAAGAAAGAAGCUCAACAAAAAGCAAAGGCAGCAGCAGCCGCAACUGUACCUUCUCCUGCACAAACUAUGUCAUACCAAAAACCAGAACGUCCACAAGCUCCAAAGACCUUUAUUGAACGACACAAAUCAGCAAAAGCACCUCGUGCACCUAGUACUAACACUUUCCCAAGAAAAACCACCACUGCUACUACCAAAACAACUACUACUUCUUCUUCUUCUUGGGGAUACAAUUCAGGACAAAAACCUUCUACAUCUGAGACAACUGGUGGAUCAUGGGCAUCUAUUGCAUCAACAAAACCUGUAAAUGAACCUUCCUCAGAAUGGAAUACAACAACAACUACUACUGUCAAUUCAACGAAUGAUUCUUGGGAACAACCAUCCUGGUCAAAUGAAGAAAAAGAAAUUACAGAAACUACUACAUCAUCUGCUUUACUGGACGAUUCAGAUAAACCAAAGUCUUGGGCAAGUUUAUUAAAAUCUCAACCCAAACCUGAAUCUGUGCAAAAACAAGAUACUGAAUGGACUACAACUGAAGAAUCAAAUACAACUGAAAACGCUUGGAAUACAAAUGAAGAACCUAUUCGAGAUGAAUGGAAUGCUCCUGUAGAAACGCCAUCUAAUGCUUGGGGUGCUGGUCCCACUGAGCCAGAAGCUGUUGUAUCCGAAUCUAUUGAAGAAGAUGAGUCUAAGAAAACUAUCCGUCGAUUGAAGCAAGAAUCCCCUGUCGUUAUGCCAAACAAUGAAGUGACUGUAUCCUCUGUUGAUGUGAAAUUUGGAUCUUUGAAUUUGGAUGAAGAUACUGUAAAAGAAACGAUUACUACUACAUCUACUACUGUGGAAGAAAGCUUAACUGAUACCAAAGUGGAAACUCAACCUCAACCUACUGCUGAACCAACCAUUGAACAAACUAUUACUCCCUCUACCUCUUCAACUACUCAUCAACAACCAUCUUACUUGAAACAAGAACCUACUUAUUCUCAACAACAACCUCAAACUAAUCAAACUCAACAACCUGCUCAACAACAAAUUCCUCAACAACAACAACAACCUGCUCAACAACAAAUUCCUCAACAACCUCAACAACAACAACCUCAACAACCUCAACAACCUCAACAACCUCAACAACAACAACCAUUCGGUAUGGAUCAUCUCACAUCUGCUUAUAGUUCUUACCUUCCCAAUCAACAUCCUACUGGUAUGUCAGGUUUCGGAAUGAGUCCUAUGGGUAAUUUGCCUGAUUAUGGUGUUUAUGGAACUGAAGCUCAACGUGCUGCUGCUAUGGGAUAUUAUGAUCCUUCUGCUUUCAGUAAUUCUCCUGCUACUACGAACGCAACCUCAUAUCCAUCUCGUGACAAGUUUGGUCAAGAUACAUCAGCAUCUAUUGGUACUCCUCAAGGUCAAUCUGUUCCUGGUCAAAACCAAGGUUUACACGGUCAACAAAUGUACCCAGGAAUGCCUUACUAUCCUUAUUAUUACAUGCCUAACCAUUACAAUGCUUAUCAACAAUCUAUGUAUGGUCAACCUAUGAUGAAUAAGAAUAUGUAUCCUAACAUGUAUCAACAACAAGCAGCUUCUGUCAAUAAACCUUCCACUCAAUCAUCCUAUGGUGCUGGUAAUGGUGCUACAGCUUCUCCUUACGCUCUUCACUCCCAACUUUACAAUCAACAACCUUCAAACACUGGUGCUGUUGGUGGCUACGAUGAUUUACAACAACAAUUUGGAUUACAUGAUUAUCAAAAGUCUCCUUAUGGUAAUGCUGGUGGUCAACAAUUACAAGGCUUUUUGAGUCAUCAUUUACAAGGCCAACAACAAUCUCAACAAAGUCAACAAUCAUCUCAACAAGGUCAAACUCAAUCUGUUGAUCCCUCCAAGAAUGAUACUACUCGUGGAAAUGCUGCCUCUUCUCAACCUCAACAGCAGCAACAACAACAUCAAAUGAAUUACUUUGGUCAACAACAAAUGUUCUCUUACCAACAGUAUCCCCAACAACAAUAUUGGAAUCAAUAAAAAUCUUUCUUAUUAUUCUUUUUUUUUUUUUUUGUCUAUUUGAAAUGUUAUUUCUUUUGUAUCACUCUCGUUUCUUAUUUAUAUCAAGCAUCAUGUCUCUUUCCCUCUUAGCAUAGUAUCAACUU
Halteromyces radiatus is the source of this 2493-nucleotide messenger RNA. RefSeq lists its product as uncharacterized. Gene Ontology annotation, molecular function: ubiquitin binding. NCBI's taxonomy places the organism in Eukaryota, Fungi, Mucoromycota, Mucoromycetes, Mucorales, Cunninghamellaceae. The transcript has 7 exons. The record is from RefSeq and is a predicted model, not a curated record. Gene Ontology annotation, cellular component: cytoplasm; nucleus. Bases 131 to 2368 code for a protein of 745 amino acids.